Messenger RNA from Capsella rubella, 1134 nucleotides. RefSeq names its product mediator of RNA polymerase II transcription subunit 20a. The transcript is spliced from 5 exons. Gene Ontology annotation, biological process: regulation of transcription by RNA polymerase II. The record is from RefSeq and is a predicted model, not a curated record. Gene Ontology annotation, molecular function: transcription coactivator activity. Bases 321 to 980 code for a protein of 219 amino acids. Gene Ontology annotation, cellular component: mediator complex. Lineage: Eukaryota; Viridiplantae; Streptophyta; Magnoliopsida; Brassicales; Brassicaceae.
GAGAUUAGUGUCAGUGUUCUACGUUUUUGAUACUGUAGUAUUGUGUUUUUUGAAACCAGGAAACUUGUCAUCCGAAAAAACUUCUUGGUCACGCUCUUUGGUUCAAGUUAGAUUUGGCUCCAACUGAAUCAUGUGUGUACUAAUGUUUGUACUGAAUCUAAGUCGUUGGGAUCAAAAGAUGCUAGCUUUGGAUGUCUAGAUGACAGUGCAGCGAUUGUUUUAAAGCAACCAAAGAGAUCUGAGGCAACCCCUUUCUCCUCUGGUUUUUUUCAGAUUCGGACUGGGCUGGGUUCUUUUUAUCCACGGCAACAUCCCUAACCAUGCCUGUCAAAUGGGUUUUGCAUUGGCAACCAAACCAAGGUUCAACAGUGAGCAGCCAGAUCCUAAACGAAGCUUCACAGUGCGUUGAGAGCAUCAAUGGUGUCAAAGAAGGGAGAUGGAAAGCUACUCUCAACUACUACAAACCCAUUUUGAAGGACCAGGCGAAUCAAUCCGAGUUCCCUCGUGAUUUCCUUGGGAUCUCGCUCGCGGAUGAGCCGGACAAGUACUACUUCAUCAUCAGGUCGCAGAGGAUUGUGGUUGAGGCUGAUACUAACAUUCAAUCGAUCAUGGAGAAGCUUCAGUCUUACAAAUCCAAAGUUGCGCUUUACUUUGAAGGGUUUCAGUAUCAGCUUGGUGAUUUUCGUUUGAGGGUUGGGAAAGUUGUUCCUACUCAUUCUGAGAAUGUUAGAGGAAUCGUCAUGGAGGUGGAUUAUCUUCCUAUAUCAUCAAUCAAAACGGCAAACAAACUGAUGGAGGAGUUCAUGGAGAUAUGGCAUGAAGCUCUGGCUAAAAGGUCAUUGCCGGGAAAGUUUGUGAACAUCGAUAUCAACUUUGAGGAGUAUGGACUUGGAGACAUCUACACUCCACAACACACUGCUGUUCGCUAUGCUCUCGUGAUGGCUCACAUGAUUGCUACUGUUCAAGCUGUGAGAGGCUAAACAACACAGCUUUCGUAUCUUCUUCAUUCAUGCAUGUAUAUAUAACCUUUUAUGGAAUUUUCGUCGUAAUUAUGAAUUGUCAUAAUCUGUCAAUUUUGCCCAAUCUCGUUAUUUCCAUUACGGUCGUAGCAUGGGGAAAUUUAACAUUUAGUUA